AUAGUUGAUUUAGCAAUUUUUUAGUUUCAAGGAGGUUUCGUUUCGACUUGAACUUUUGAAGGGCGUGGUUUCUUCUCCCCCCCCCCCCCCCCCCCCCCCCCUUUUUGAGAAUACCGUGUUUAUAUUUUUUUGAUUUACUGAUAAUGUGCUGUUUUGAUAGUUAUUUAUGUUUCACAAGUUAGGUUGUUUUCCCACCAGGUCUCCUUUUUUGGGCGAGCUUUUGUUUUUGAUCCAUUUGAAGAUAAAUUUUAGCGUAGAAACGUAAAUGUACAGCCUCUUUUGCGUUCCAUUAUUUCGAAACCUGAUGCUAGUAUUCAAAUAUGUUUACAAUGUUGAUGGCGUCACUAAGAAAAAGUAUCUGGAUGAAAACAGAAACUUAAUUGUGGCAAUAAUGGAGAGUCAGAAAACGGGAAAGGUGGCCGAAUGUGCACAGUAUCAAGCCAUCCUUCAAAAGAAUUUAAUGUAUUUAGCAGCAAUUGCUGAUGCCCAGCCCCAAGGAUCCACUUUGUCUUCACCGGCUCCAAGCUCAGUUACUCCACAUGGAAAUUCCCAGAUGAUGCAAACCCCAUCAUCUGCAAUGCAGCAGCAAGCUGGAGGCUCCAUUCCCAAGCUGCCAUUCCAGCUCAAUGCUCUCCGGCCUCAAGAUCAGCAGAAUCAACUGAUGCAGUUUCAACAGAUGCAAGGUGGCCACUUCAGUCUCGGAGGUGGUGCCAAUAAUGGGCUGCAUAUGCUUAUGCAACCGGGGGCUGGAAAUUCAGGCGGUUUGCGUGACUUGAGAAUGAGCCAGCAGCCGGGCAGUGCAAUGGAGGCUAGUUCUGGCGAUGCUCAAGGUAACUCGGGUUUAGGACAUAUGGAGGGCAGAGAAUGAAAUUUCACAUUUCUUGCUUACUUUUUGUCAUCAUCGUCGUCAUUUACUUAGACUCAGACUCGUUAGUGAAGUUCGACUAAAGAGAGCAAUGAAGAGAUUUAUGGGAUGUUAGCAUUGCAAUAGCAUGAUGUGUUUCUAUUAUAUGUUCUUUUGUUGUUAAUUAAGGCAAGUUUUUAUCACAUAAGGCAGCAUAACUGGC
Messenger RNA from Andrographis paniculata, 1067 nucleotides. RefSeq names its product GRF1-interacting factor 2-like. Bases 266 to 868 code for a protein of 200 amino acids. The transcript has 4 exons. Lineage: Eukaryota; Viridiplantae; Streptophyta; Magnoliopsida; Lamiales; Acanthaceae. Gene Ontology annotation, biological process: leaf development; positive regulation of transcription by RNA polymerase II; cell population proliferation. Gene Ontology annotation, molecular function: transcription coactivator activity. The record is from RefSeq and is a predicted model, not a curated record. Gene Ontology annotation, cellular component: nucleus.